AUGGCCUCGAAACUCACCGAAACAGACUCCAUCGCAGAGAUCCGACCCGCCGCCAAUGGACCCGCCUCCGUCCUAGGCUACCACCGCCUCUUAGCCCCCAAUGCGGGUGUCAGAGUCUCGCCGUUGUGUCUGGGAGCGAUGAAUUUUGGGGAUGCUUGGAGUAGUUUUAUGGGCGAAUGUUCCAAAGAGACGACUUUCGAGAUUUUGGAUUAUUUCUAUGCGCAAGGGGGAAAUUUUAUUGAUACGGCGAAUAAUUAUCAGAAUGAGCAGAGUGAGGCGUGGAUUGGGGAGUGGAUGGAGAAGAGGGGGGUUAGGGAUCAGUUGCGACGAAGGUGUUACACCUCGGGAUACCGCACUGGCUCAGACCCAAAGGCUCUGCAGAGCAAUUACACGGGCAAUAAUACAAAGUCGAUGGUGAUGAGUGUCGAGGCCAGUCUGAAGAAACUCAAGACGAGCUAUAUCGAUGUGCUGUAUGUCCAUUGGUGGGAUUACACGACGCCUGUGGAGGAGAUUAUGAGGUCCCUCAAUACUCUGGCCGAUCAGGGGAAGGUUCUCUAUCUUGGUGUCAGCGAUACUCCAGCGUGGAUCGUCAGCAAGGCUAACCAAUGGGCUCGAGACCACGGCAUGCGUCCUUUCGUUGUCUACCAGGGCCAGUGGAGCGCUUCCAUUCGAGACUUCGAGAGGGACAUCAUUCCGAUGUGUGAAGCAGAGGGGAUGGGUCUCGCGCCAUGGGGAGCUCUUGGGGGAGGCAACUUUAAGAGCGAGGAGCAGAGGAAAGCCACGGAUGGACGCAAGAUGUUCCAGAUCUCAGAGAGAGACAUUGCCAUCAGCAAGGUGCUUGAGAAGAUUGCCAAUGAGAAGGGGACUGUCAUCACGGGAAUCGCACUUGCAUACGUGAUGCACAAGACACCGAACGUUUUCCCCAUCGUGGGCGGACGAAAGGUCGAGCAUCUCAAAGGCAACAUCGAAGGCCUAAGUAUCAAGCUGUCGAAGGCGGAGAUCGAGGAGAUCGAAUCGGCGUCGCCAUUCGAGUACGGCUUUCCGCUCAGCAUCCUCUUCCUGGACCAGAAGACGCCAUCGUUCAAGGGAAGUGAUGUGUAUCUGACCAAGAUGUCGGCUCAAAUUGAUACUCCGGAGCGACCCAAGCCGAUCGAGCCGAGAAGCAAAGCUUAG
Molecule: messenger RNA, 1173 nt
Organism: Zasmidium cellare ATCC 36951
Lineage: Eukaryota; Fungi; Ascomycota; Dothideomycetes; Mycosphaerellales; Mycosphaerellaceae
Exons: 5
Coding region: 1-1173 (390 amino acids)
Source: RefSeq, a predicted model, not a curated record